This is a messenger RNA of Plasmodium adleri (nom. inval.), 2892 nucleotides long. RefSeq names its product metallo-hydrolase/oxidoreductase, putative. Gene Ontology annotation, molecular function: 3'-tRNA processing endoribonuclease activity. The coding region runs from base 1 to 2892 and encodes 963 amino acids. NCBI's taxonomy places the organism in Eukaryota, Apicomplexa, Aconoidasida, Haemosporida, Plasmodiidae. Gene Ontology annotation, cellular component: nucleus. The transcript has a single exon. The record is from RefSeq and is a predicted model, not a curated record.
AUGAUAGAAUUAUUUCUUACUGCUAAUAAAAAGAAGAGGAAAAGGAAGUAUGUUAUUUUAUUUCUCUAUAUUGUUUUAUGUUCCGUUAUACAAAUUUGCAUGACAUAUAAGAUAAGAAGAAAAAACAUAUCACACAAUUUAAUAAAUUACAUAGAUAAGAACAAUUUGUUAUCAUAUAAUAUAAAUAGAAAAAAGAAAAGAAGGAAAGAAUACUUUAUAAAUGUUACUAAAAGGAAUUUACAAAAAUUAUGGAGGGAGAAAAAAAAGAAUUUCUCAUUAUAUCAUAAUAAUAAUAAUUCUGGAGAAUAUAUUUGUAUAAAAAAUGAGAAUAAAAAAAUGAUAAAUACAAUAAAAGAGUGUGUCGAUAACCUGUUAUUUAUUAACCGUUACUUAGUUGAAGAAAUGUUAGAAGAUGAUAAGAAUAAAAAAUAUGAAGACACAAAUAGAGAAAAUAAUAAUAUAAAUGUAGAUGUAACAACAAAUAACCUUUUGUCAAAGGAUAAUUAUUUUAUUGAUAAAAAAAAAAAAAAUAUAAUUAAUAGUUAUAUUGAAGAAAUGGAUAAAUUUCUAGAAACAUAUGAUUUCAAUAUAAACAAAGAAGAAAUAUUGAAUUAUGAAAAGUAUAUAUUAAAUGUUAUUCUUAAUAAUACAGUUAUAAUAAAUAAUAAUAAUGUUUGUCAAAAGAAUUAUAUGGAUAAGGUUAUUUUUAAUUAUAUUAAUUUGAUUCUCUUAAAUAAGGCAUAUAGGAUGGAGGACACAGGUGGUACUACACAUCAUGUGGAAAAUAUAGAUAAUAAAAAUAAUAUUUGCGAUAAAGAUAAUAAUAAAAAUAAUUAUAAUAAUUACAAUAAUGACAAUAGUGACAGUAAUUACAAUAAAGAUGUAAUAACAUCUAAUGUUUCAAAUAAGACAUAUAAUAUGCAACAUAUCUGUAAGAAAUUAGUAAUGAUUAAAAAGGCUGUGAUAUAUUUGAUGAAAAAGUAUAAUAUAAAAAUAGAUGAGUUAUAUAUAGAUCCAACAUCUCAUGAUAUAAAAAUAAAAAGAAAUAUUUUUGAAGAUAAUAUAGAAAAAAAAAGUGACUGGAAAUUAAUAUUUUUAGGUACUGGAUCUAUGUACCCAUCAACUAGUAGAGGCACAUCAUCAUUUAUUUUUCAAACAAUAAAAAAAAAAUGUAAUGAAGCUUUUUUGUUUGAUUGUGGAGAAAAUACAUUUAUAGCAUUACAAAAGGCUAAUAUUAAAGUUAGUAAAAUAAAAAAUAUUUUUAUUACUCAUUUGCAUGGAGAUCAUUGUUUAGGAUUAAUUUCUGUGUUAACCAUGUUGAGAAAUAUGAAUACAAUAAAUAUAUAUGGUCCAGAAGGAUUAUAUAGAUUUUUAAAAAAUAAUUUUAGUUGUACGUAUUCUAAAAGAAUAGCUAAAUUCUGUGUUUACGAAUUGAAAGAUGGAAACAUAACAAAUGUUUCUAAUCAAAAAAGUGUAAAUAAUAACAACAGUUCUUAUAAUUUUAAUAAUAGUAAAAAUAAACGGAAUUUAGAGUAUAUAUAUAAAAAUGAACAGAAUUAUUAUCCUAUAUUAAAAAAUGACUAUAUCGAAAUAACUGCUUUCCCUAUUAAACACACAAUACCAACUGUAGGAUAUAUAAUAAAAGAAAUAAAUGUAGAAAAUAAAUUUAAUGCUAAUUAUAUUGAUUCACUUAUAAAAAAAAAUUAUGAUGAAUUAAAAAAAUGUGAAAAUUUAGAUUAUGUACCUUAUAAAAUAUAUGAAAAUAUCAUAAGGAAAAUGAAUUAUAAUGAUGUAAUAAUAUUUCCUGAUCAAACAAAACUUACUUUUUAUAAAGCAUAUAAAGAAAUAUAUAAAGAAAGAAAAAUAGUUGUAUGUCAAGAUACAUAUGAUGCAUCGAAUUUAGAAGAGCAUGCAAAGGAUGCUGAUGUUUUAAUACAUGAAUCUACUAAUAGUCUUAUCGAUUUAACACAUGAUUUACAAGCUGGAAAUGGAUUAUAUGAAGAUAUACCUACCAUGGAUAUGUUGUCAAAAAAUAGGAAUCACAAUGUUCAACAUUUAAAUAAAAAAGGUGACAUAAAAGAUGCAGGUGGUGAUACAAAAGAUGCAGGUGGUGAUACAAAAGAUGCAGAUGGUGACAUAAAAGAUGCAGAUGGUGACAUAAAAGAUACAGGUGGUGAUACAAAAGAUACAUGUGGUGAUAUAAAAGAUACAGGUGGUGAUACAAAGGACGAUACACAUGAUGAUACAAAAGAAGAUACACAUGAUAAUAUUCAAGUAAAUACAUGUGGUGAUACUCAAGUACAUACGUGUGACGAGGGGAACCAUUGUGAUAUUGAGAAAACACAUGAAAACACAACAUAUAUAAGCCACAAAUCAAAUUUCCUUUUUACAAAAAAUACAAAUAAUGAUGAACUCAUGAAAAGCUAUAACAAAAUAAUUUCUGAACGAGGACAUUCCACAGCUAAUAUGGCUGGAGAUUUUGCUAGAAAAAUUAAUGCGAGGAAAUUAAUUUUAACUCAUUUUUCACAAAGAUAUAUUGGAGAUAACAAAUUAAAAAAUAUCCUUGUCAUGAAAAAGAUAGAAAAAGAAGCAAUGCUUUCUUUUUUAUCAGGUGAUCCAAAAGAAGAGAUAAAUGAUAAGAAUGAUGAUAUAAAUAGAGAUGAUUAUACAAAUAAUAGUAACAAUAUAAAUAACAUUUAUCAAAAUGUUGAUAAUACUGAUCUACAUAAUGUAAAUGAAAAACAUGGUAUUACAAUUAAUAAACAUAUUAAUAUAAAUAAAAGUAAUAAUCAAAUAGUUAAAAACAAGAAAGAUAAAUUUUCUUAUGAUAAAGAAGUAAUUGCUGCAUAUGAUGGAUUAAUAGUACAUAUCCCUCCACAACGAAAACAAUGA